This is a messenger RNA of Centropristis striata (black sea bass), 7232 nucleotides long. It is a transcript of the gene slc4a4a, whose product is annotated as solute carrier family 4 member 4a. Gene Ontology annotation, biological process: monoatomic anion transport; regulation of intracellular pH; transmembrane transport. The record is from RefSeq and is a predicted model, not a curated record. Gene Ontology annotation, molecular function: monoatomic anion transmembrane transporter activity; solute:inorganic anion antiporter activity; sodium:bicarbonate symporter activity. Gene Ontology annotation, cellular component: basolateral plasma membrane; plasma membrane. The coding region runs from base 16 to 3333 and encodes 1105 amino acids. NCBI's taxonomy places the organism in Eukaryota, Metazoa, Chordata, Actinopteri, Perciformes, Serranidae. The transcript has 26 exons.
UUUUACUACUACAGGAUGGAGGAUGAGGCGGUGCUGGACCGGGGGGCGUCCUUACUAAAGAAAAUCUGUGACGAGGAGGAGGUAGAGGGUCAUCACACCAUUUACAUCGGCGUGCAUGUGCCCAAGAGCUACCGGCGUCGGAGGCGUCACCGCCGGAGAGCCGGACACAAGGACAGAAAGGAGAAGUUGACGGAGAACACCUCUGACAAGUCGGACACAGAAAACAACGAUGAGGCCAGCAACAGCAUCCUCAAACCUCUCAUCUCGCCGGCAGCCGAGAGGAUCCGCUUCAUCCUGGGUGAGGAGGAUGACGGCCCAGCGCCCCCGCAGCUCUUCACAGAGCUGGACGAGCUGCUGUCAGUGGACGGGCAGGAGAUGGAGUGGAAGGAGACGGCCAGGUGGAUAAAGUUUGAGGAGAAGGUGGAGAAAGGAGGUGAACGCUGGAGUAAACCCCACGUGGCCACGCUGUCCUUACACAGCCUUUUUGAACUGCGGACGUGCAUAGAAAAAGGCACCAUCAUGCUGGACUUGGAAGCUUCCACUCUACCUCAGGUUGUUGAGAUGAUCACUGACAACCAGAUAGAGAUCGGCCAGCUGAAACCGGAGCUGAAGGACAAAGUGAUGUACACGUUGCUACGGAAACAUCGUCACCAGACCAAGAAGUCCAACCUGCGCUCUCUGGCUGACAUCGGCAAGACGGUGUCCAGUGCAAGUAGGCUGUUUUCCAACCAGGAGAACGCUCGUAGUCCUCUUGAGAACUCUGUGACUUGCCUGUCGGGUCGCAUGUCAAUGGAGGACUUGCAGACCCAAAGGAGUACCAGCAUGGACUGGCUUAACAGUCCCACCACGACUCACCGGAACCUGACGUCCAGCAGCCUCAACGACAUUUCUGACAAACCGGAAAAAGACCAGCUGAGGAACAAGUUCAUGAAGAAGUUGCCGAGAGACGCCGAGGCCUCCAACGUGCUGGUGGGGGAGGUGGACUUCCUGGACGCGCCGUUUGUGGCGUUUGUUCGUCUGCAACAAGCUGUGAUGCUGGGAGCCUUGACAGAGGUUCCCGUCCCCACGAGAUUUCUGUUCAUCUUGUUGGGACCCAAAGGCAAAGCCAAGUCGUACCAUGAGAUCGGCAGAGCGAUCGCCACCCUGAUGUCAGAUGAGGUCUUCCAUGACAUUGCGUAUAAGGCGAAGGACAGACAAGACCUGCUGGCUGGCAUCGACGAGUUCCUGGACGAGGUGAUCGUGCUUCCUCCUGGAGAGUGGGACCCUGCCAUCAGGAUAGAGCCCCCAAAGUCCCUCCCUUCCUCUGACAAAAGGAAAAACAUGUAUGCAGGAGGGGAUUCUCAGAUGAACGGAGAUAUGCCUCAUGAUGGAGGUCACGGAGGAGGAGGACACGCUGUGGGGGACGAGCUGCAGAAGACUGGAAGGUUUUGUGGGGGUCUCUUACUUGACAUCAAAAGAAAAUUGCCUUUCUUUGUCAGUGACUUCACCGAUGCAAUUCACAUUCAGGCCUUGUCGGCUAUUUUGUUUAUUUACUUGGGAACUGUGACGAACGCCAUCACCUUCGGCGGUCUGCUGGGCGACGCUACAGACAACAUGCAGGGAGUGUUGGAGAGUUUUCUGGGCACGGCCAUCACCGGCGGGGUUUUCUGUCUGCUGGCCGGUCAGCCGCUCACCAUCCUCAGCAGCACCGGGCCCGUCCUCGUGUUUGAACGGCUGCUCUUCAACUUCAGCAGAGAUAAUAGCUUCGACUACCUGGAGUUCCGCCUGUGGAUCGGCCUGUGGUCGGCGUUCUUCUGCCUGGUGCUCGUGGCCACUGACGCCAGCUUCCUGGUUCAGUACUUCACGAGGUUCACGGAGGAGGGAUUCUCCUGUCUCAUCAGCUUCAUCUUCAUCUACGAUGCCUUCAAGAAGAUGCUCAAACUGGCUCACUCCUAUCCCAUCAACUCAGACUUCACCAUGGAAUAUGUCACGCAGUACGACUGCCUCUGUAUGGCCCCUGCUGUUCUAGAAAACAGUACAGACAUCAUUGGUGAUCCUUUAGAGGGAACUUCAGUCUGGUACUGGAACAACACAGAUCUGCCGAUGAACGCCACGUGGUCGUCCCUCACCAAGACGGAGUGUUUGAAGUACAAAGGCGAGCUGGUGGGGAAGGCGUGCGACUUCGUCCCCGACAUCACCCUCAUGUCCUUCAUCCUCUUCUUCGGCACCUACACCUGCUCCAUGUGUCUGAAGAAGUUCAAGACCAGCCAGUUCUUCCCCACCACGGUGAGGAAACUCAUCAGUGACUUCGCCAUCAUCCUGGCCAUCCUCAUCUUCUGUGGAGUCGAUAUCCUCGUCGGAGUUGAUACUCCCAAACUUAUUGUGCCAAGUGAAUUCAAGCCAACGAGUCCUAAACGCGGCUGGUUUGUGCCCCCGUUCGGAGGAAACCCCUGGUGGGUUUACCUGGCCUCGGCUCUCCCCGCCCUGCUGGUCACCAUCCUGAUCUUCAUGGACCAACAGAUUACCGCCGUCAUCGUCAACAGGAAGGAGCACAAGCUGAAGAAAGGAGCAGGUUACCAUCUGGAUCUGUUCUGGGUGGCCGUCCUGCUCAUCGUCUGCUCCUUCAUGGGUCUGCCGUGGUACGUGGCCGCCACCGUCAUCUCCAUCGCUCACAUCGACAGUUUGAAGAUGGAAACGGAGACAUCGGCUCCUGGAGAGAUGCCCAAGUUCCUGGGAGUCAGAGAGCAGAGGGUCACUGGUGUGUGUGUGUUCCUCCUGACAGGACUGUCUGUGUUCAUGUCUCCUAUUUUAAAGUUUAUCCCCAUGCCUGUGCUGUAUGGAGUCUUCCUGUACAUGGGGGUCGCCUCUCUCAAUGGUGUGCAGUUCAUGGAUCGUCUGAAGCUGCUCCUGAUGCCAGCCAAGCAUCAGCCAGACCUGGUUUACCUCCGACACGUUCCCCUCAGGAAGGUCCACCUCUUCACCUUCAUCCAGAUCCUCUGCUUGGCUCUGCUCUGGAUCCUCAAGUCCACUGUGGCCGCCAUCAUAUUCCCAGUCAUGAUCCUGGCUCUGGUGGCUGUCAGGAAGGCCAUGGACUACAUGUUCUCCCAGCAUGACCUGGGCUUCCUGGACGAUGUCAUCCCAGAGAAGGACAAGAAGAAGAAAGAGGACGACAAGAAGAAGAAGAAACGAGGCAGCAUCGACAGCGACGCAGAAGACUCCGACUAUCCUUACAAUGAGAAAGUUCCCAGCAUUAAAAUCCCCAUGGACAUGAUGGAGCAGGAGCCUUUCUUAGGUGAUAAGGCCUCUGACAGAGAGAAGUCCCCAUCAUUCCUUGAACGCCACACAUCGUGCUGAGCAGCUUCGCUACUAUCAGGCCAACUGCUUGUCCAGCCCUGAGAUGAGUCCGCUGAAGUCUGUGCCUCAGAUUAGAAUAGACAUGGACCCAGACGAUGAGAACACGUUCUACUGGAGCAGCAGAGGAUCUGAAACGUCUCUGUAAAAAAAAAAAAACACCGCCGGGCCGAUCCUGCAGCACCGCAACACCACUUUCACUUUCCAUAUUCUCCUUUUUUAUUUUUAACUCCAGAAUCCUCAACUCCAACACUUGAUGAUCUGAGUGUUUAUGAUAGAGAAAGAAAAAAAAAGGGAACGCACUAAGACACAUUUUAGAAAACUCUUUUUCUAAUAACGAAGCCAUUUUAAAACCUUUCCUCACAAUCUGCUCACAGUAAACCAAUAAAUAUAUGAAAAAUAACGUCUUCUAUGCAACUCUUCCCACAUAUGAACAGUAAACGCUGCAGCUCUGCAUGAAAUGCCCUCCCUGCUCUUUUUAUAUGAAUAUAUAUAUAAAUAUCAUCUGUCUGAAUUUUUAUAUAAAUCGAUUUACUCUAAUAACGUUUUCCUGUGGCAGGAAAAUGCUGUUUUUUUUUAUAGCUCUACCUCUUGUUUUAGAUUAAAAGCUUAUUAUUAUGAACACAUGUUGAUUUUUGACGCAGCAUGGGGGGUUUUCAUAUUUUCUCUCUGUCCUCUUGUAGAGUUGAAAUGAUUCAAGAGAUUCACUGUAUUAUAGCUCGUGAAGGAAACGUGUGCGAAUAGAUUAUUUUAAUUAACAGUUAAUUAACAAUGCAUAUUUGUAUGUGCAGCUGAGGUAAAUAUUUUUAUCAUCACUUUUUGAUGCCGUUUUGAUUUUUCGCUUCACCUUCUCUUUCUAAUUCUUCCUUUCACAUGUUCACUUCAAAGCUUUUGUUACUCUUUUAAAUUAAAUCAUUUCUUUUAUCUUUUUCUCUUUUUUUAUGAUUAUUUUGUGUGAAUGUUGGUAACUUUUUCUUAUGUCCUGUAUUUUUUUUUGUUUUUGUUUUUCUCUUUGUGGGUAGAAAACAGUUCAGCGAUACAAACAGUAAUCAUCCGAUUUUUUUUUUCUCAGCCAAACUUAAACUCUAACUAGGAAUGCAUAUCAUAUAAUCGCUUGUGCUGCACAAACUACUUUACCUAAGUGGCUUAUAAGAGAUCGAUCCAGACUGAAAUUACUACGGUAACCAUGGUGACGAGGGAAUCAAACCGAGCAGCAGCUUCAUUUCUUUUUGUCUCAGCUGCUGUUAGAAUUAUCUGAUGUGAACAUUUCUUUUUGUUUUAUAUUUUUAAAGGAUGAGUUUGAACUAGGGCUGCACCAUUAUGGCCAAAAUGAUAAUCACGAUUAUUCAUAAUUUUAGCGAAAACAUCUGUAUUUUUAUUGCACUACUUUUAAACAAACAAUAGGAACAGUUUUUAGUGUCUGGUGCUUGUUGUAAACAAACAGAGAUCGCUAAGUGAACACCUCCUGCAGCAGCAGCACAUACACACUGUACUGCUACAGAGCUAACUGUUAGCCUGUUAGCACAUACACACUGUACUGCUACAGAGCUAACUGUUAGCCUGUUAGCACAUACACACUGUACUGCUACAGAGCUAACUGUUAGCCUGUUAGCACAUACACACUGUACUGCUACAGAGCUAACUGUUAGCCUGUUAGCACAUACACACUGUACUCCUACAGAGCUAACUGUUAGCCUGUUAGCACAUACACACUGUACUGCUACAGAGCUAACUGUUAGCCUAUUAGCAAUUUGCAGACUGGACGCUAAGGGGUUAAGAUCCCCUCCGGCUUUGUGACAGCAGCUGGGAGAGACUGCUGCAGGAGGACUGUGCCACUUUGACUCCUUUUUACUCUUCUCAAUGAGCCGCGACUCAUUAAGAAGAGCAUCCACCCCGGUGGAUCUUUAAGAACAGCAUCCGCCCCUGCGGCUCGUUAAGAAGAGCAUCCGCCCCCGCGGCUCGUUAAGAAGAGUAAGAACGAGUCUCCAAAAGUCUCCAAUAACACCAGAAAAAGUCGCUAGAUUUGUCACCAGUCGCUUUUUUGUAAAAUAGUUGCUAAGGGGGUCUGAAAAGUCGCUAAUUAUAGCAACAAAGUCGCUAAGUUGGCAACACUGCUUCACCGGCUUUUACGAAUGUUGCGUGUUGUUGUGGCGUCGAGUACUACGUCACAUCCUGCUUAGCGUUCUAUCCAAUCAGCAACCAGGCUUUUUUCAGGGGAGAUAAACGGCCCUGCCCCCUGGUCGUUGGUGGACUACUGGUGUAGAAAGUGUUUGAUUAGAUAUGCAGGAGAGACGCAUUUUAAAAUGGAAAUAUCGCCGACGAUCAGGUUAAUUUAAUCGUGGCGGCCAAAAUCGUGAUCACAAUUAUAAUUUGAUUAAUUGUGCAGCCCUAGUUUGAGGGGUUUUCUUUAGAUCUGUCUUAAUAAAAUGCUCACAUGCAGAACUACAUGUACACUGAGAGAGUUAUAAUCACAUUCUACCUGCACAUGAUCAUUUAUAGAGGAACUAAACUGAGAGUUACAGAGCUUCAAAAGAGCUAAUAUGAAGCUUCUGCAGGUACAUAAUGAACCCUUCCUCCAGUUAAACUUAUUAUCAUUGCAGCUACAUUGGUGCAUGCAGAAGUAGUUUAUCUGAAAGUGGGAAUCUUCACAUGGGGGCAUUUGUUGUUGUUAGAACAAACUAACAGUAAACAAACAAAGAGGGAGUUUUAUACUAAAAACAAUCAGAAUUUUUUUGGGGGAAACACUUUAUUUUUCUCUAAAACCUCUUGAGUACAUUUGUGCACAGGAUUGUAAAAUUUUUUCCCCCACACUGCAAAAAAGGGGAGUCUAAACAAAAGAUAAAAACACUAAAUCUGAGGGAAAUGAUCUUGCUGCAUGGACAGAUAAACAAGAUAAAUUAAAGCUGCACUGGCCCGAGCAGAGUGCACUGACAAUUAUUUCUUUCUUACCAAGAUAAAAAAAACUUUAGAUUUAGAAGUGUUAGAUAAUGUAUCUUCUUUUAAGAGUUAAUUUCUUAUUUUAAGCGCACAACUUGCUUACUUCUAGAUGUAACAAUCUUAAUUUACUUGUCAAGUGAAUUAUCUGUCAAUACAGCAAGAUAAUUUCCCUCAGAUUUACUUUUUUAUCUUGUUUUUACACCUUUUUUGCCAUGCAUCUUUUCUCUCUCUCUUUCUGUGUACAGUUGACAUGUGAGCAUUAUGUUAAAAUAGAGUUAUAAACAUCCAAACUCAUCCUUAAAAUAAAGAAAGACAGUUGUUUUAAGGACUUAACCUGCUAAAAUGAGGCAGAAGGUGUAUAAACUCUUGGCCAGUAAAGAACAGUGAGAUAGUUUCCACCCUGUCAGACUUUUAUUGGCCAGUAUUAUUAUUAUUAUUAAUAUUAUUAUUAUCUUCUAAAGCACUGUUCGUCCUCACAGCGUCCUCACUUUAUCUCUGCAGGGCACUGAAGCACUUUCUCACUUCAAGUGGAAGUCCUCUCUGUCUUCAUCACCACUAUAGAAAGAAUAAUAUAAAUAAACUUGUGUGAUAAAGGAGCCGCGUCUGUAAAUCCUGUACAUAAAAGUCACGUCGGCUCAAACCAAAACCUUUGCACCAUCACGCUUCUUUUCAUCUGUUAACCACAUCAUUUAUACUCCACCUCAGUGUUUAUAGCCGGCAACAAACAGCAGCGAGUGGAAACAAGUGUGACUUAAUGUCUGGAACAUAUUAUUAUUAUUAUUAUUAUUAUGAUUAUCAUCAUGUGGGGAGUUGUUAGUGUUAAAGUGUGUCGUACUCUGUCAGCAUGUCGGACAAAAAUCUACAACUUCAAAUGAAAAAAACUUUGUUAAUGAUGUUAAUUUCUAGCGUACGGAAUAAAUACUGAUACGUUUGUUUUUGAUUAACUUUUUGUGACUUUUUAGAGA